AUGGGAGGUGUGCCCUCGACCCCGCGGAGAGGUUCGCAGCCGCGAGAAACGGCGGAGUUCCUGAUCGGCGCGCUCGUGGGGGACGAAUCGUACCCGGUCACGUCGAGCUUAUGGGAGAAGCUCCUUGACGUGCCACUCACCCUGCAAUGGUCGCGAGACAGGGUUUACCGCGCCUGCUUAAUGUUUGGUCAGUAACUGUUGUGUCAGUGGAUACAUUACAUAUUCUUUGCUUGGAACAGGAUAAUUUAUUUAUUGCCUUAUGAAUUUCGAAAGCAGUACUUGAAAAUUUUAAUCUGAUUUAUGUGACUUUACUUUUAUUGUUAUGGAAAUAAUUUUUUGCGUGUUUGACGAGUACGAUUCCCAGCUGCUGCUUAAAUGUUGCCCCUCAAAGGACCGUAAUUAAAGCCAAGCUCAUGAAAUUAGUGAAAAGCUUUCCUUUCUUCUCAACGAACGGUAACUUUGCCUGAAGAAUUUGACUGUACUUCAUACAGGCUAAACAUUAGUUGUGGGUUGUCUAAUACAAGCUUUUCAAGACGACAGUUGUUGUUCUAUCCUAUCCUUGCCAGAUGCUUUAAACGUGCGAUUGAUUUUUCUGGAAAGUUGGUUUAGGAAUCUUUGGAUAAAUUUCAACCAUCUAUCCUCUGUGACCGGAAUUUCAGUAUAUUUUUUCUCUUAUCAUUGAUGAGAUUUCAUUCUUUUCAUUCUUUUACAGACAUAAACAAGGAUAGCCUUGAUCAGUAGGUUUCUUUCUGUAACCGAUCCCUGAGAGUGAGGUCCAGAAGAUGGACACAGUCCACGUUUAUGGGCAUUCAUUUUUUGUCUCUCUUUGCCACAUGAGGUGUCCUAGCCAUGGAGAUUGUUGGUUAGCCUAGAUACCCUUACAGUAUGAGGCACGGUUUAUACCUAGAUCAUGACUUAUUCAUGGAUAACUAUACUAUUUGCCACUAACUGCAUAACUUUUACUCAGUUGAUAGGUUGCUUGUUUACAUGUUUAUCAGUGCGUGAUUUCAUGUCUCCUCUCAUCUUUUUUGAAGUGGUAGUCAAAUUAUUCUCAUACUCAUUGUCUCUCAAAUACUGACAGAGAAAUUAUAUCCAUCUAUAUUUUUUUAAUGUCUUCAUAAUCGUGGAAUUUUUGCAGAUGAGUUCUGAAGUUUGAAGUUAUCUGGUGAUUCCUCAUAAAUCCGUAUUUAAAAAUUUUGAAAAAUGAUGAAGGAUGAAAGAACAUUCGACAUGAGUCACUGGGUUUAAAAUACCAAACGUAAUGACAUCAGUUGAAUCGUAGGACUAAGUUAUCGUAUGCUGGUAAAAUCGUCAAAUGCAUUGCAUGGAUUAGAACAGUGUGAAAACAUUGCCCAAGCCAUGAUGAAGAUGACAUAUAAUGGCUGUACGUCUAUCCUUAGUCCGCUCCUACUCUUUAAUGCUCUUUUGUAGCAUUCCGAAAAAGUUCCAAAUGGGAACCUCACAUGUUACUUUGUGCACUGCUGUCAACACUUUUGACUUCCAUAUUUCAUUGCCCAGGGAUAAAAGGAUCUGCAAUUUAGUUUAACAAUAUUGAUAACUUCUUCCUAUCAAAUAAAGCAUCCUAAGAAAGUUUUGAUGGUUAUUCUUCCUGGUAGGAUUUUUCCACGACAUGUUUAUGUUCUUUCAAGUAUAUAUUUGACCCUAUGAGAUAGUGUUUCAGGGUUUCCUGCCUGUGGUAGGGAGUUUGAAGUCAAAGAAAAUUCCUUUGUUAGUAUUUUCGAUGCUGGCUAUGUUAAGAUGAAUUUCUGUCUUGUUUACUUAAGUUUGCUGUUAGCACAGAGGCUUAAGGUCAGAAAUUAUGAUUGCUCUUCAUAACCUGAGACUUUGACGUCUUAAGAUUUAUGUUAAAAGAUGGCAUCAUUACUUGGAAGAACACAGAAGUCCUCUAGGUUAUGGGUGCAUAGACCGUGGUAUUCUUGUCUAUUUUCUCUUUUUUAUGAUAAUAAAAUCGGGCUAAGUUGGUCACGUUAGUGCUAGAUUCGACUACAAUCCCAGUUGUGGCUGAUCUUACUUGGAUUGGCUGGUCCUCGUGAAAGGGUGGCACUGCUCGAGGAAGCAAACCAGAGAGUGUCAUCUAUACCUUACUAUCAGAGUUGGAUGAACUAGGAACAAAAGGAAGAAUAUACAUGAAAUACCCUGUGAUCUGCUAGCCACUGGUCAUUGGCUGUCCAUUUCUUGAACUUCGCUACAUUUGGUGCACUGUACGACCGAGAAAAAAGUUUAAUAAGUGCUGUAUUCUAUUAGAAAAACAUUUGCAUGGAUUUACAUUGCAUCUAUACCACGUUUAGACGAAGGUAAGCUAGCAGUAGCGUUAUACCUUAUGUGAGAAUAGGUUUCGGAGUUGAUUGUGUUAGGUUAUUGGGCUCAAAUUUGAGAAAAACAUAUCGCCAUGCAAUUUAUGAUCAGCUCCAAAAGAUAUAAAAUAUUCAAGUAUUUGUGAUACUGGGAACUUAGUGCAAUGAAUCUUUUGUAUCUGUGGUAGGAUUUUUGGUUGCUUCCUUCUAUAUUAGGUUCUCAUGUAAUGUGUUAAUUAUUUUUUGUGCAGCACAAAACAAUCAUCAGACAAGGCAUCUUGCAAAGAUUUUAAUACAUUUAGUCUGGAGCCUACAAGAGUCCCAGUCAAAUUCCACUGUUACUUCCACAGUUUCUUCAAAGGCUGUUAAUGCUGCAUAUAUCUCGUCAAUCUUUCUUAAAUACUUUAUUGAAAACGCAAAGAUUCAUAACUUUGAAGAUUUGUAUCUUGAAAUUGAUGAAGGUGAGACAAAACCAGAAAAUUUUCCAAAAGGUAAGUGGUUUCCCAUUAAUUGAUUUUAUUUAAUAUACAGUCGUGUAAAUGUUCAUCUCAUGAUUAGUAGUAUGAUAUAUUUACACGUUAAUUUCAGAGACUAAUGGAGCUUCUCUUAAAUAAAAAAUUGUGUUUUACUUCCAAAGUAUUCUGCUUUUGCUUCCCCUAUUACCAGCAUAAACAAGUUUUCACCAACAUGUGAGCCUUUGUAUGUCAGAAGGUAUGAGGGCUCACAGUUUGCUUCAUUUUUUGCAGAUGAAAACAUUCCUCAGUUUGUUAUGCGCAGUGUGCUCAGUUUUAUUAGUGAGUCUGAUGUAAGGUAUAGUUUUAGUUAAUUUGAUUUUUUUAUUUCUUUAUUUUGCGAUUUUGUCCUGUGCUCUGGUUUUGAAUCAUGUUUCCUUUUAAGUCCUCAGUCAUGCCUCGUCCACUAUGAACUUUUGAACUUCAUGUUUGUGGCCAUGUCGACUCAACUGCGUUCUGGGCCAAUGCCAGGGCCAGACGAUGCUCAUCCAUUUAUUGAUGCAGCCAUGGUUCAGGUGAUAAUUUCAAGAUUGUCAUUUUAUGACAGCUGGAGUUUAUGAGGAGAGAAACGUCUCACCUCUAAUUCUUGAAGUUUUUUUUUUUAUGCAGGAAGGUGCUCUUAUCUCUUCUGUGGUUCGUAGAUUAUUGAUCAACUAUAUUACUCGGCCUCGCAUUUCUUUUAAUGAUUCUAGCUAUCCCAUUUUGACGGAAGAAAUGCAACCUGGUGUUCUUCAAAGAUUUGGUUCUGCUGCGGGUAUGAGUUUUGAAACAUCAGCUUCAGCUUGAGUUGUAUCUCCUUUCUUGGUAUACUUUGAUUGGUUGAUAGUGGUUUCAGCAAUGUACAAUUGAUUUGUUAGUGGCUUCAGCUCUAAUUAUAUCUCUUUUCUUGGCAUGCUUUGUUUCUGCUUGAUCUGUGUGACUUCCUGGAAAUGAUCACCUUGUACUCCCAGGCCUGCUGCUUUAUUAGUAGUUGUCUCAGUUCCUAAGAAAACCAACAGAAUAGACUGACUUAAGGCAUUUUAGAAUGACUCCAAUAAUGGAAUUAUGCAUUGCGUCACAUGUUUUUAUGAGUACUCAAGGUUGAAAGACUGAUGUUUUAGUCCAUUGGACUUGUGAGUAUGAGCACAAGAGUUUGCUCCCCUUCAAACAAAACAAUGGGUUCUAAAUUACUUUUCUGGAGGAAGGGGUUCAUUAUAUCUCCAAUUCUAUCAAAACUUGUAGUUAAAGAUACUUGAGAGAUAUUCUUUCAUGACCCGUAAACAACUAGAAAAAACGGAUUUCAUACCCCAUAAUAGUUACAAAAGGAUCAGAUUCUUUCUUCUCUACACGACAUAAAAAAUCACAUUUCUUGCUGUGAAAUCUGGUCGUAACUCUUACCCACAUGGUUGAAAUAUGAAAAUGGGCCAGGAUACAUGCACAUUUUUGCCCUCAUAAUACAGAUUGAUCCCAAUCUGAUCAAAUAUUUCAGCAACUGCUAUGUUGAAUCAUACAUUGACUUUUAGCGUAUUGGCAUUUACAACAUCUCAGUUUGAGCAAAGAUUUCAAAUUGACCGCUGGAAUUCCUAGCGUCAGUUAGCUGAGUGUAUGUGACGUUUUGUAACUUAGUAAUGCAAACUUAGCAACACAAUUUUGCACAUUUCUGUGACAGUUUGUUGAACUUCCAGUGGCCAAGAGGUGCUGAAAAUUAACUUUUAGUUUGUUUGACACUUCAGAAAUUUCAUGUCCUUCAUCUUUAUCGUUUGUAAAAUGAUUUGACAGAAAAUGAGGAAAAAUCAAUGGCUGGCCUUUACUUUCCCUCUUUUAACUAGCAAAUGCUUGGAGAAUCACCUCACUGCUUCCCAACCCAGGAACUGAUGUGUUAACAUGCAAUAUCAGCUAUAAGUGGAAGUUCAACUAAUUCAAACCAUAUUUCGUACCCAACACAGCUACUUGUUUUCAGCCAAGCAUCCUCAUCACGUCUAUACUCUUUACACCUUGAACUGUAGAGGCAAUUAAAAGAGCUCGACAGGCUCCUUCAAAAUCUGAUCUUUAUGCAAGAAGAUUGUCAAAAAAAUAGAAACAUUGGGCCUCUGUUUGUUAUGUUAGUUCUUUUCGACUUCUAUUGUAGUGCUGCACAAUCUUUCUUGGGAUACCCUGAAUCAGAAUAUCACAAGAAGAUGUUGCCAUUUUUUUCGGGAACUAAAUGACUCAGAUUUGCAUUUCAGCAUUUUGAAGAUUGCAUAUUCACCUUGAUUGAUUCCGCUCACUGCCGUUGUGAACAUAUUUAUGUCUAGCUUGAGAUCAUCUCAUGUAUGCCAAAAAGUACCAGAAUAUUCGCGCUCUCAGUGUCUCCUCUUUUGAAACACAUUUCAUGUCCUCCGUUUGAUGGUAUACAAACUUGAAAAUUUCUCUGCAAUCUAUAUUCUAUGUAUCAACCUUUUUGUGACGUCUAGACUAUCCCCUGAAUACUUUGAACCCGAGAAAAUAAUGAAUCCUGUGAAGCAUUGCCUCAUCUAAACAAGGAGUUCUGAUCAAUAAGUGGGUGGAAACCUCAGAAUCAGAUGCUAGCAGUUGUUCUUUGAGUAGGAUUCAAGGAGAAUUAAAUCAGUUAUUAAUACUGUUGACCACCACGUGGACGGUAUUAAUGUUAACUUCUUACAUGCCAGUAUCCACACCUCUAGUACAUUUUAAAUGUCCUCGUUAGUGACAUGAAGAAAUGCCCUUGUAAAAUAACUGAAAACACAUUGUGAAAGGGUAGUCUUUUGGUCAGCCGGAAGUUGGAGUAGAAUAUUGUUAAGAAUAUACCAGUGGUAAUGGCUCAUGUGCUGCGGAUACGGGCCAUGCUACCAUGAAACUAAUACAUAUGGACAUGUUUUUGGCAUGAUGAUUACCCUGGAAUUUUAAUCUUAAGCAUGUUGUCUGUUGAAUUUAAAAUGACACCCUUUAGGAUUGCCCUGUGAGAAAUUUAGUUGUACCUAUCCUUCGAUUUUCAGAAUCUGCUGAAGAUUAUCAAAUGGUUUGGCAUUGCUCUCUUCUUUAUGUAUCCUUAAUAACCUUACCAAUGAUAACACGUCGAUCAAUUCUCCAAUUCGCCCUAGUUUCACCAUUGGCUCAGAAGAAAAGGGAUAUCAUGAACGUUCAGACGGAAGCUGUUUGUUCUUUAAUGAAGUUUCAUUAUACAUGGGGUGUAAUUCACAGGUUAUUGAUAUCUGCCUCUUAAAGGAACCUGGCUGUCUCUUCUUUCAUGUAUGAGCAGCUCGUAGUUUACAUAUUUACCACAAUGUUUUCACUCUGUUGCAUGUUAGUAGUUUGGUCACUUAUGUAACAACAUGGUUAUUUUCAACAUGGUUAAGUAUAAGGAUCAUUGAUCAUAUCAUGCUACUACACUAUCACACGUUGCAGUUUAUUCAACAUGGUCAUCUUCAUGUUAUUCAUUACUUUCAUCUACGUUUUCUGUCCAUCCUUUCUUCAUUUAGAGCUACUACAGAAAAGCUGUCAACCUUUUUAUUCCUGGGAAACUUCCUUGACUCUCUUAUAAACGGUUUUCAUUUCCUUCAUCUCCCAUUAUUGCCCGUCUCCAUUAUCUUUGAUCCUUUUUUUGUCUUCUCACGCGUUCACUUGUCUUCUCCAAUAUUCUGCCUAUUCAACAUAACCACUGAUUUAAAUCUGAAUCUAGUAAGUGGACUUUAAUAUCUACUUUCCUUCGGGCCAAGUAAUUUGUGUUUUAUAUCUUCACAUUUAGAUUACCAUACCUAUAUAUCUAAAAUGCAUUUUGUUAUGACAUCUUGAUUAUUGAACCGAAUUGGAUACUUUUUUCUUACUCAAAUCAUGCCUUAUAUCCUGUAAUGAUCUUCUAAAUGUUGCAACCUUUAGAUUGAUGCUUUCUCAUAAGCCUAACUUCUAUUAUAAUUCGAUUUCUGUCAUAUCUGUUACCACUAGACUAUGUUAUAGUCGGCUGCUUUUUGAAUAAAUGGAAUCUUAUCAUUCUAGAAAAGGAGAGGAUACACACACACACACACACACAUAUAUAUGUUCAAGGCAUCCUUUUUACAAGCCUUUCCACUUGCUCACAUUCCUGAUAUCAGCCAUCACUGCUUGACACAGAUCAAUGUUAAACUGCAAUUCGAACCCUCUUUUUCUCUAGUAAUACAAAGUAGUAUUCUCUCAUAUCAAUGCUAAGUUGAUGGAUGGUUUGCAAAGGUUUUUUCAAUAUUGUUCAUUAAUUAAGUUUAGAGAAAUGGACCAUUCUUUCACUUAAUUUUUUUUGUAUGACGUAAUUUUUCAUUGUUCAAUCAUCCAAAAAUUCUGAAUGUUUUUUUACACAAUAUAAUCUCGUAACUGUGAUACUUUCUUAUGCUCAUCACGUAUUAUACUCGAUUAUGGUUUCUUCAUUUACGCUUGCUAUUUUCUUUGAGAAAAGGUUUGCAUGUAAAUAAAUAUGAGAGAGUUAUAUGCUGGAAGUGAGUUGGGACUUUAAUUUCCAUGUUAUGCUUCUAUAGUUGUCAUUUGUGGUUCCAUUAGUGAAUAAAAAUUUUCAGACUGAAAAUUUUGAUGAAAUUUUGGCAGCUAAUUUUGUCCUGUUACCAUAUUAUACUUUCAACUAUCUUCUCAAUUCAAGUGCCGAUGGAUCUAGAAGUCUCUUGGCAGACAACAGCCUGCUGGUAUUACUGGUCCUAAUUCACUAUCGAAGAUGUGUGUUGAUGGACGGUUCCAUAAAUAACUAUGCAGUAGCAGAUGCAGCCCCAAAUGUUCCUUCCAAAGACGGUUCAUACUUUUCAAGCAAUCCUUACUGCAAGGCCUUGGAAAAUGCCAGGGAUAUUGAAUGUGACAUCUGUGCUCUUUUUAUUGAGACUGUAUACUUUCCCUUGCCUUUCUGCUUGUUUCUGAAGAAUAUCUUAUUGCAGUUGAUCGUGUAGAUGUCGAGGGGAAUGCCCAGACUGGGCCUCUGGUGAGAUUGCCGUUUGCUUCAUUAUUUGAUACCCUUGGAAUGUAAGUGCUGGGGUCUUCUUUGUUAACCAUACAUUUGGAUAUCAUCUUCUGCAUUGUGGAUGCAUGGGAAUCAGAUUUAAAAAGUAUUAUCUCUUUAAUUGGCUAUCUCUGUUGACUUAGCUCUCUUGGUUUUAAAGCUGCAAGUACACAACCUCAUGAAGGUAAUAAAUGGAUUAGACGAAUCCUAUCUAGUUGCUGACAGUGCUGAUGUGUUCUUUUCUUCGCACUAAAUUGUGAAAUAAAAAAAGCUGAUGGUGCUUACUCUCCCACUGCUGGUUCUUCUGAAGGAUUGAAGGUGUUUCCUUUAAACGUAAAAAACUAUAUAAAGUAGUGAGAGAUGUAACACCCUUUUGAGAUGCACCCAACGUGUUCUUAUCCUACUGCAUUGGCAAAUCUGUCUUUGAAUACUCUCGUAACAGGAUAACAAAACCCCACCAAGGAUGCUUGGAUGCACCCAAUGAAGAGGGAAAUUGGAUCCCUGAUAAUGGUUUUAGAACAGUUGAGUCUAUUAAUGAUGAAUUCGCAUAUGCACCGAAAGGUGGGAAACCGAGUUUCUACCACCAGUAGCAGCCACCUUUUUCCCUUUAUUUGCCACUUUGCAUCUCUUCUUCCUUUACUUGUAGAGGACCCAUAAUGCAUUCGAUCCCUUUCCUUUGUAACCUUUUUCUCCAGGAGCAGCAGCACUUUGCAGACUUCAAUCUUCUUCUUACAUUCUUGGGUGCCAUAUAAAAUCAUGUAACUCCAUGGGCUGUGGUACCUAGUGCGUAGUAAGUCUUCCAUCAUGUCGACAAGUUAUCCUUUUUUUAAUACUUUUUUAUAAGAAAGGUUCAGUCAGUGUAUCAGAUUGGUCUAUCUGGCAAGCGCAAUCCAAUGUGUCUAAGUUGGAAUCAGGCCUAGUUAGACUCUAGUCCUUCAAUUACACUUUCUUCUCCAUUUUAUGGUAUUCUCAUCGCCAUCAUUAAGUUGGCAAAACUUUUCAUCAGUAAUUUGACGCUUAUAUCUUCCGUGACAUAAUUUAAUUUAUUAUCUCUUUGAAUUUAUCAACGAAAAUACUAAAUAAUCAUUUGAAAGUUGAGAUGGGAAAUUUCCAUAUUACUACUACCUGAGUGAGUCAAGUACUGAACUCUUUACAGUAUUCGUCAACAUGCUGAGAACUUGCUGCACUAAUUUGAUUUAUUUGAUUGGGACAACUUUUUGGAAGAAAAUGUAAGUUUUAUGAGUUGAAAUUAUGAAUCGAUUUGUUGUGCUUUGAUUUAUUGAUGUUUUAUGACCUUCGUUGGUGUUUCCUUUUUUUUUUUCUUGGCGCUAUCUUUUCCUCUCAAUCCUCUCAUGUUCCUUGGAGGAUCCUUAUUGGUUUCGUAUCAGCAGGUGCUUGUCAGAUGAGAAUUCUGUCUUAUUGCUUUACUCUUUGGUGUAUGGGAACUCAGACUUCUUGGAAUAUGUUUUCGUGCGGACUGAUCUUGAUACGCUGGUAUGCAGCAGCAUUAACUCUUUGGUAUUGCAAUUUUUUUUCUUGAUAUUUUGGUAGUUUUCUUGUUUUUUCUCUGACGCAUUAUUUAUUUGAAUGGGAUGGGCAUUCCACUGAUUGUGGUUUAAGAUUCUGAAUCACUCUAUUUUAAGUUAUCAUAAUUUUUUUAUUUUUUGCACGAGCGAUUUAAACAUUUCUAGUAACAGUAAUGUUUUUAAUAAUGCAAUCCCCAGUUGAUGCCGAUUUUGGAAACACUCUAUAAUGCUUCAAGGCGGACAUCAAAUCAAAUCUAUAUGCUGUUGAUUAUUCUUCUCGUACUGAGCCAAGAUUCAUCUUUCAACGCCAGUAUACAUAAGCUGGUAACACUACUCAAAUAUUUCAAAGAAUGUCGCACUUUUUGUGAGCAUACUAAGUGAACUUAUGAACUUUAAUUUUUAGGUACUGCCAAGUGUUCCAUGGUAUCAAGAACGUCGCCUUCAUAAUACUUCUCUUGGUUCCCUGAUGGUUGUUAUACUCAUCAGGACUGUUAUGUAUAAUAUGUCUAAACUACGGGUAUGUCUUUUUCUUCAUUAGCGAGAUGUAUGAAUGCUCGUUAUUCUGCUUCUUUCUCCACAGCCAUGGUCAAUCAUGAACUGUUUAAGAUGUCUGAUGGAAUGUUUCUUCUGUCUCUGUUCUAUUGAAAACGUUAUUGCACCAAAUGGUGCGAAAUCUUGCGCUGUUGACUAAAAAUGAAGCAACUUAAUGCAGGAUUGUAGUGUAAUGUAUUAUGCAUCUCAAUGUCGUUCUUUAACUUGUUGAAAUAUGCGUUCCUAUGUUUUAUUAUUGUGAAAAAUGUUUUUCACAAAAGGAUGAAAAUAUUCUUGUUCUAUAAUCUUAAAGUCUUUGACUUGCCAUAUCUUGCUCAGGUGUGGGGUGCUGAUUUAUGAUUUUUUCAUUGCUUGCACGACAAUAUUUUAAUUAUUGCAGGAUAUUCUGACGAAUGAGGUAUCGUGUGUAAAUUUUUCAGGAUGUUUACCUUCAUACAAACUGUCUCGCAACUUUGGCAAACAUGGCUCCUCAUGUUCAUAGAUUAAGUGGCUAUGCAUCCCAAAGGCUGGUUAGCCUUUUUGACAUGCUGGGGCGCAAGUACGCUCACUUGUUAAUGUAGUGGUUUUUUUUGAGUCCCUUUACCUAGUGACUAAGCUUUACAGUUUUUUCAGGUACACAAAAUUGGUAGAAAUUAAGCAGGGUAAGGGUCCCCUUUCUAAAGGAGACCAAAUUGAAGGUGGCAUCAUUCCAGAUGAUGUGGUAACUUUCUUUGUCCCAUGGAUCAAUUGUAUUUGUUGAUUAUUGUGUUUUUUUCCUGGUCUUUUUUUGUUGAACAAUUGAUUUUGAAAUGCAGUCUGCAGAGCUUCAGAUUUACACUGAUUUUUUACGGAUUGUUCUGGAAAUUGUAAAUGCAAUACUAACCUAUGCCUUGCCACGGAACCCCGAGGUUUGUUUCCAAUUUUCUUCGAUCAUUACUUUCUCAAUUAUCAUCACAGUAGAGAAAUGUGAGGCAUUACAUUACAUUACGUGUAUUAGGUUGUAUAUGCGAUAAUGCACCGACAAGAGGUGUUCCAGCCUUUCCGGGAUCAUUCACGAUUCAGUGAGUUGCUUGAAAAUAUCUAUACAGUAAGCAAUCUGACGAAGAAAGCUGUGCCUCCUGUCUCUAGUUAAUUCAUGUUGAAGCUCGUUUAGCUAAUCAGGUUCUGCUUUGUACUUGAUAAUUUUGACAUCUAGGUACUGGAUUUCUUCAAUAGUCGCAUGGACACACAGCGAGUUGAUGAUGAAUGGUCCGUGGACAAAGUCCUGGAAAUUAUUAUUAUCAACUGCCGAUCCUGGCAUGGUGAUGGAAUGAAGGUUGGUUGCUUGUUCUAUCUAAUUGAGAUAGCCCUCUCAUUGCUCAAAGUUCUUGUGAAAUGCGAUUGCAAACUGUGGUUUCUGCAGAUGUUCAAUCAGCUGAAGUUCACGUACGAGCAAGAGAGUCAUCAUGAAGAGUUCUUUAUUCCGUACGUGUGGCAGUUGGUUCUUUCCACUAGGUAA
Molecule: messenger RNA, 11327 nt
Organism: Spirodela intermedia
Lineage: Eukaryota; Viridiplantae; Streptophyta; Magnoliopsida; Alismatales; Araceae
Source: the annotation of a GenBank genome assembly